Molecule: messenger RNA, 512 nt
Organism: Adineta steineri
Lineage: Eukaryota; Metazoa; Rotifera; Eurotatoria; Adinetida; Adinetidae
Source: the annotation of a GenBank genome assembly
AUGUCUCAAACGUCUUUGAAUCAAAACUCAUGGACAUUAUUACCGCAACAUUCACCAAUACCAAAUGGUCUUGCGAACCUUUCUCUUGUUGGGCAACCAACAUUUCUUCCACCACAAAUACUUCCAUCAUCGCAAGUUCAAAUGCUAUCACCUAUUCUAAUGAAUAAACCUACUCGUUAUCAUGUUCCACGUAUUAAUCAACAUAAUUUAGAUGAUAUUCCAACAGAAUACCGUUCUAUGUUAGCAAUAAAUUAUCCACCACGUAGUGAUGAUGAUCUUGAUGGAUGGUUUACGUAUUUUCAAUAUGAAGUUGCUAUUUAUAGACAAGCUAUGCGACGUAUUAUACUUGAUGUUAUGCAAUUCCGUCAUCAACAUAAAAUCUUAGUUUCAGCAAAUAUGGAUUUACAAUCAAAAAUCGAUAAUUAUGAUAAGAAAAAACGAGUUUUAUAUCAACUUUUUGAAGGUGAUAAACUUGAUAAAGAAAAAAUUCGAGAAAUAUUUGGUAAAAAAAA